CAGGCAGGAAGGCGGCCUUGAAGGAUGGCUCCAAGUACCAGCAGCUCCAGACCGUAAUCAUGCCCAUCUCAGAACUGGUGCUGAGCCGGAAGAAGCCUCUGGGUGCAGUGCCCACAGUGCCCAGCGGAGUCCCGGGAAGAAGAGGACCAUGGUGAAGGAGCCUGGGAGGAGCUGGCGAAGUCCGGUGCGUUUGCGGAGGCCGGCACCUGCAGACACCAGCUGAUCCUCAUCCCAAAUUUAGAAAUGGCGUCUAAUUAUAUCAAAGUUAUCACUCUAAUUUCUUUCACUACCAUGACCUGCUGAUAGACCCAUGAACCAAGAAAGGCAGUUGAGGACAAGACUGAAUUUCUGAAUUACAGUGACACCCUCCCAGGACUACUCUCCGUCUGGAGUUCAGAUCCAUCCCAGAGAGUUGGAAGCUUGUGCUCUGCCUUCAAGAUGCUCCUCAGUGCAGCAGAUCACCGCCUUCCUCUCAGUGAUGGAAACAGCAUUCCCAUCAUUGGGCUUGGUACCUUCUCAGAACCUCAGGCGACCUAUAAUGGACUCUGUGCAACAUCAGUGAAGAUUGCCAUUGACGCAGGAUACCGACACAUUGAUGGGGCCUACCUCUACAAAAAUGAGCAUGAAGUGGGCGAAGCCAUCAGGGAGAAGAUUGCUGAAGGAAAAGUGCGGCGGGAGGACGUGUUCUAUUGUGGCAAGCUGUGGGCCACAAACCUUGACCCAGAAAUGGUGCGGCCAGCCCUGGAGAGGACACUCAAGGUCCUCAAGCUUGAUUAUGUGAAUCUUUACAUCAUUGAAAUACCCAUGGCCUUCAAGCCUGGUGAUGAAGCCUAUCCCAGAGAUGAGAAUGGCAAAUGGUUAUAUCACAAGACAAAUUUAUGUGCCACGUGGGAGGCUUUGGAAGCUUGCAAAGAUGCUGGCUUGGUGAAAUCCCUUGGAGUAUCCAACUUCAACCGCAGGCAGCUGGAGCUCAUCCUGAACAAGCCGGGGCUCAAGCACAAGCCGGUCAGCAAUCAGGUCGAGUGCCAUCCAUACUUCACUCAGCCAAAACUCCUGAAAUUUUGUCAACAACAUGACAUUGUUAUUAUUGCAUAUAGCCCCUUGGGGACUGCUAGGAAUCCAACGUGGGUGAACACGUCUUCCCCACCUUUGUUGGAGGAUGCACUGCUAAACUCACUAGGGAAAAAGUACAAGAAGACGGCAGCCCAAAUUGCUCUGCGUUUCAACAUCCAGCGAGGGGUGGUUGUCAUUCCUAAAAGCUUUAAUCCUGCAAGGAUCAAAGAAAACUUUCAGAUCUUUGACUUUCGUCUUACUGAAGAUGAGAUGAAGGACAUUGAAGCCUUGAAUAAAAAUGUCCGAUAUGUGGAAAUGCUCAUGUGGCAAGAUCAUCCUGAAUAUCCAUUUAAUGAUGAAUAUUGACUUCAGGAAACGUCUGCACAGAUUGUCCCUCCCCAUGAAUGCCCAGCCUUUGGGCUGAAUGGUUUGGGACCUGAAAGGAGUUAUACUAUCCUCAGACC
Messenger RNA from Ochotona princeps (American pika), 1517 nucleotides. RefSeq names its product aldo-keto reductase family 1 member D1. Gene Ontology annotation, cellular component: cytosol. Gene Ontology annotation, biological process: bile acid biosynthetic process. The record is from RefSeq and is a predicted model, not a curated record. The transcript is spliced from 11 exons. Lineage: Eukaryota; Metazoa; Chordata; Mammalia; Lagomorpha; Ochotonidae. Gene Ontology annotation, molecular function: ketosteroid monooxygenase activity; aldose reductase (NADPH) activity; steroid dehydrogenase activity. Bases 439 to 1419 code for a protein of 326 amino acids.